Molecule: messenger RNA, 1620 nt
Organism: Malania oleifera
Lineage: Eukaryota; Viridiplantae; Streptophyta; Magnoliopsida; Santalales; Ximeniaceae
Product: pectin acetylesterase 6-like
Exons: 10
Coding region: 166-1101 (311 amino acids)
Biological process (GO): cell wall organization
Cellular component (GO): plant-type cell wall
Molecular function (GO): pectin acetylesterase activity
Source: RefSeq, a predicted model, not a curated record
CUCCUUGAAAGGCAGAAAUUAUUAUUAUUUUUUUAAAAAAAAAGAAAAAAAGAAAAAUGGAAUAAAGAGAGGACGGAGAAGAGAAAGACGCGUUGCAAGUAGGAAAAAGCCAUGAGUGGCUGAGCCAGGGACGGAGCAGCCGGAAAAUCAAACUAAAAAAAGGAAAUGAAGCUGCCGACGGCUGUACUGGUGGCGGCGGCGGCGGCGGCGGCCUGGUGUUUGUGUAGCAGCAGUUCCAUAGAACUGACGAUCUUGAGAUCGGAAGAUGGCUUGAAUGCGACAGUACCUGCUCCCAAACCUUCCAUGGUUCCUCUCACUCUUAUUCAAGCAGCUGCUUCAAAAGGAGCUGUUUGUUUGGAUGGGACGUUGCCUGGUUACCAUUUAGAUCGUGGGAACGGAUCAGGUGCCAAUAGUUGGCUCAUUCAAUUGGAGGGAGGGGGAUGGUGUAAUACCAUCAGAAAUUGUGUUUACCGGAAAACAACACGUCGUGGUUCAUCAAUCUAUAUGGAGAAGCAGCUACCAUUCACAGGAAUACUAAGCAAUAAAUUCGAAGAAAAUCCAGAUUUUUUCAACUGGAACAGGGUCAAGCUCCGUUACUGUGAUGGCGCAUCGUUCAGUGGGGACAAUCAAAAUGAGGCUGCUGAACUUAGUUUUCGAGGACAAAAGAUCUGGUUAGCUGGUAUGGAGGAAUUAAUGUUAGAGGGCAUGCAGACUGCUAACCAGGCUCUUCUUUCUGGAUGCUCUGCGGGGGGCCUAGCAUCCAUACUACACUGUGAUGAGUUUCGCAAUAUGUUUCCGCGAACCACUAAAGUGAAAUGCCUGAGUGAUGCUGGAUUAUUCCUUGAUGCAGUUGAUGUAUCUGGCGGGCGCGCUCUGAGGAAUUUGUUUGAAGGUGUAAUUAGCUUACAGGAAGUGCAAAAGAAUCUGCCAGCUUCUUGUACCAGCCACCUUGAUUCAACUUCGUGCUUUUUCCCUCAGAAUUUGAUUGCAAAUGUCAAGACCCCACUUUUUAUUCUGAAUGCAGCAUAUGAUGCAUGGCAGAAAACGCAAUCGAGAGUGACAAUGAUAACUCAGCAGCAGGGGAGCGGUGCAGCAGAGUAAUAUUGCUGGUGGCACAGAUACAGCGGCAUGAAGGUGGUGUGUGACCUCAACCUACUCUCAAGUUCAUCAUUGUCACCCUCUCCAUCUGAGCCACUUGGAAAGAAGAUAUUAGACCUCAAGCUUUUGCCAGAAAAAAUGGGGUUGCUGCCAGCCAAUUUGAGAUCACCGCCUGUAGUUGUUUCAGACGAGAAAGGAAAAAGACAAAUGAGAUGGGAUCCCAAAGACGGAUGAAAACCACAUUUUGUGGUUUUCAAAAUUGUGGCAUGUUGCGGCAGAACAUUUUUUUUAGAGAUUGAAAAUGAAGCCGAACAAGUUGCUUUCAAAAUCACGUGACAGCCAACACAGAAAACUGGCAACAACAUGGAUCCCAAACAGUCUGUUAAUUUUUGGAUAUGUUGCUUCUUAGUUGCCAACAUUUUGAUUCAUAUAGCAUGGUCUUAUAGCCAUCACAACUUUCCUUUUAGUUUUAGCGGUAUUAUACAAUGGCUCAACAUGCUUGAAGCUCUUCUCAUUUUACAC